Messenger RNA from Ceratotherium simum simum (southern white rhinoceros), 1920 nucleotides. It is a transcript of the gene TTC23L, whose product is annotated as tetratricopeptide repeat domain 23 like. Lineage: Eukaryota; Metazoa; Chordata; Mammalia; Perissodactyla; Rhinocerotidae. Gene Ontology annotation, molecular function: protein binding. The record is from RefSeq and is a predicted model, not a curated record.
CCUGCAGAGCGCCUCGCUUCCUCAAGACACGCUUGCGGCGCGCUGCACGACGUCCGCCGAGGCCGAGACGCUGACGCCGCCCGAGGAAGCCGAGCUGCGGGGCACAGGGAGCCGGGGAGGCUGCUCCGGGGCGUGGCUUCUCUGCCCCCCGCCAGGAAGAAGAUGCAGGCCAGUCCCAUCCGCAUCCCAACUGUCAGCAGUGACACCGACUGGGACUUCUGCUUCCAUCUGUCACAGCAAACCAGGAUCCUAGCACACCAGCAGAGAGAUGAGUUGUGUCCCACUAGUGGGUCUGGAGAGAGUGAAGAAGACACUAAAGCCAAGGAGAAGACCAUAGAUUGCAUGUCUCUUCCCAUAGAGAAAUUGGUCCAAUCUCAGAAGAAAAUAGCUCAGCUGAUUAAGGGAAAAAUGAAUACCCAAGCAAACAAGGAGCUGAUUCGCUGUGCUGUCCUUUCUCAGAUUAUUUUUGGGGAAGAACACUGGAAAUGUGCACAGGCUUUGGCUAGCCUGGCUUAUGGCUACCUGACACUGAGAGGCCUCCCAGCUCAGGCCAAGAAACAUGCUGAGUCUGCCAAGAACACACUGCUGACCUGGAAGGGAAACACGACCUCAGACAAGGAAAAAAAGGAAAUCGUGGAAGCUCUGGUCAUGCUCUACUACACGCUGGGGGUGGCCUGGCUUCUGCAGAACCAUGGCAGAGAGGCUUAUGUCAACCUGCAGAAGGCAGAGAGGAACAUGAUGGAGCUGAAAGAAUUAUAUAGGGGAGGCAUCUGUGGAUUACAAGUCUCAGAGACAGACCUAACAAUUGCUUUGGGCAGAGCCUCCUUGGCCAUCCACAGGUUGAACCUCGCUCUGGCAUACUUUGAAAAGGCAAUUGGCAACAUUAUUGCUGUGAAGGGUGAUAGGACAUCAGAUCUGGUCAGUCUAUACCAGGAAAUUGCUCAGAUGGAGCAGCUGAGGAGGAACCACGACCAGGCCAUCCAGUACUUGCACCAGGCCCAUUCUAUCUGUGUUUCUUUGUUCACUGAAGUCAGCCCUGAAACUGCAGAGGCGAGUGCAUUACUAGCCAAGGCUUAUGCCAUGUCUGGAGAGGCCCAACACAAGGAUGCUGUUGAAGUAUAUUUUAUAAAAAGCAUCAGUGUGUAUCAAACAACAUUGGGCCCAGAGGAUUGUGAAACACUGACAACCAUUGAAGAAUUUUGCAAAUGGCUUGUCCAAAAUGGGGAAAAACAGGAGGCUUACAGACUGUUAAAGUCUUCAUUGAAGUCUCAGGUCAUCAGCUAUGGUGACUGUAGUAAAAGAGUGGCUGAUACUUUUUAUAACAUGGGCAUGAUUUGCUUUGCCAAAGGAGAGCUCAGAAAGGCAAUUCAGCUGCUAAGGAAGUGUCUGAUGAUUCAAAUCCUUUUAUAUGGAAGUGAGCACAGUAGAAGCAGAGACACAAAAAACCUCCUUACUCUAUUGCAGAGGGCGAGUAACAGUUCAUCCAGAUGGAGAAGAGAAGCCAUUCCAGGAAGAAGUAACUCUAUAUGCAAAGGCAUACAGGCAUGACAGAGGGCAGGGUAUCGAAGGAAUGGUCUUCUGUUAUCACUAAAGAGAAAACCUCUAUACAAGAUAGCCAACAAUAAAGCCAAACUUGUUGACAAAAAUUCUGGGCCACAAAAUAUAUUUAUCAACACAUAGCCGUGGUAGAUCAAAAGCAGAAGAACUAAAGACUCUGGGGAAAAAAGGUCCACUUAGCAGCAGCAUCACAGGUAAAAUACCCAAGGGCCACUAGAAACCAGGAUCCUCAUCUGUAACCUGGGGGGAAGAAAUCUUUUUUUCAGACUCAUGCUUCAAGUUAGUUUCUUCUGUUACUGGAACUCCAUUACCUUCCAUUUCCCUUUUUCUAACUCUAAUUUCAUUCUUUUCAGUUCUGAUUUU